Messenger RNA from Vicugna pacos (alpaca), 8131 nucleotides. RefSeq names its product zinc finger matrin-type 3 (gene ZMAT3). The record is from RefSeq and is a predicted model, not a curated record. NCBI's taxonomy places the organism in Eukaryota, Metazoa, Chordata, Mammalia, Artiodactyla, Camelidae. Gene Ontology annotation, molecular function: nucleic acid binding; zinc ion binding.
GCAGCUGUUUCCCUGUGGGUCCGGUCGGACUGAGUUUUGACAGUCAGCCUUCAGCAGCCAAGGGGGUUCUGCGGGGCCAGGCGCGAAAGUUGCUCGGAGGCAGGCGGAGUUGAACCAGGCCGAGCCGGGCGCCCAGGACAGACGGCGGCGGACGUCCCGGGCGGACGCGGCGCAGACUCUCCGCGGCGCGUCCCGGGGGUUCCGGCGUGCAGCUGCCUUGGCCCUGGCGCUUGCCCCAGCCCCGUGGGAGACCGGGGAUUCCAUCUUUCGUGAUGGCAUCCUUACGGAAUUGAGAUUUGAAGACCCGACUUCUUGUCACCCACUGGAUUAUGCCCAAGGCUUUCCUACCCAAUGAUCCUCUUGCAACACGCCGGGCUUCCUCCGCCUAAGCGGCCCUCAUCCUCUCCUCCUAUGUCAGUGGCCGCCAGGUCUACAGGAACCUUGCAGCUUCCACUGCAGAAGGCUUUUGGGCAGGAGGCUUCCUUGCCUCUGGCCGGGGAAGAAGAGUUACCUAAGGGAGGGGAGCAAGACUCUGCCCUGGAGGAGCUGUGUAAGCCCCUGUACUGCAAGCUCUGCAAUGUCACCUUGAACUCAGCACAGCAAGCCCAGGCUCAUUAUCAGGGUAAAAAUCAUGGUAAGAAACUCCGAAAUUACUAUGCAGCGAACAGCUGUCCUCCUCCUGCUAGAGUGAGUAACACAGUGGAACCUGUGGCGACUCCAGCUGUUCCAGUCCCUCCACAGAUGGGCUCCUUUAAGCCAGGAGGCCGAGUGAUCCUGGCCACAGAGAAUGAUUACUGUAAGCUCUGUGACGCCUCCUUCAGCUCUCCGGCGGUGGCUCAGGCUCACUACCAGGGGAAGAACCACGCCAAGAGGCUGCGGCUGGCCGAAGCUCAGAGCAACUCAUUCUCAGAGCCCUCAGACAUCGGUCAGCGGCGGACCCGGAAGGAAGGGAAUGAAUACAAGAUGAUGUCUAAUAGGAGAAAUGUGUAUGCAGUACAGAAUAAUUCAGCAGGUCCUUACUUCAAUCCCCGCUCUCGGCAGAGAAUUCCACGUGAUCUUGCCAUGUGCGUUACUCCAAGUGGUCAGUUUUACUGCUCCAUGUGUAACGUUGGGGCUGGUGAAGAAGUGGAGUUCCGGCAGCAUUUGGAGAGCAAGCAACAUAAAAGCAAGGUGUCUGAACAGCGGUACAGGAAUGAGAUGGAGAAUCUGGGCUACGUAUAAUGAUUGUCAUAUUCAAGUAGAGAGCUUGUCCUGCCUGUGGUUUGCCUUCUGUCAACAUGCCCUGCUUUGUGAUUCUUUUGAUAUGAGUACAUUUCUCUGCUUAAUGUUAAUACAUGUAACCUUGCAGUGGUACCAUGAGGGGUCAAAACUGGAGAAUGAAGAGAACGUACUUAAGUCAUGAUGUUUUUUCAGGUCAGUUGUGUUGAGCUGCUUAGAGCCUGUGACCUACCUACCCCAUGAGAAAUAACUUAUCUUGACCAAGUUCUGGUCAACUGUAGCCUGACCACUUAGAGCUUUAGAGCUUUAACUAUUUAAAAACUUUGUCUUUUUUUUUUCAACUUUAGUGUAAUGUACUGUUAAAUAAAUAAUUGUAAUGAGUUCUUACUUCAGAUCACAGUGAAAACAGGUAAGCAGAAUUUUCAGUUUUCCAAGGCUUCUUUGGAAUGCACCUCAACUCGAUGUAUUUUCCAUAGAAUUCACUGUAUAAACUGCAAUAGAGUCCUUCUCAGGAUAGUUUUUAUCAUGUCCCCCCUUUACUGACAUGCGGGUUUUCUUGGAUUCAGACAUUCCUAAUGUGCUUGUGUACUUCCAAAGAGCGAAACUUCAUUUCCAGCUUUCAGUUUCACACAUUUUAAUUCACCUUCUUUCAUCCUCUUUUUCUCUCCCCUAGUUGAAUUAGCGUAUCUAAUAAGUUCAUUUUCAUGGCCCAGCUAUGUUGUAGGUUUUCCAAGCCCCACAUUUGAAUAUCCAGUGAGUAUGUUUUUUUUCCAUCUGGUUUUAGGAAAUGAAAUAUGUGUUUGAUUUUUCACUUGAGUUAUUUCAUGAUAAUAACAUGUACUUAUAUGAUGACCUCAACCGUAAGUUCUGAUCUCUUAAUAUUUGUCUUGGUAAACUUUUUAAGAUAAACUGAUCCUUACAUUUUACUUACAUUCUUUUUUGUCUUGCUAGUUUGUUGACUGUCCUGAAAAAUACCACGACCUUACUGUUUCCCAGAUGCAGAGGAAUUUUUUUUAAGUUAAUCAAAUUUCAGUAUCAUCAUUUCUAGUAGAAAAAUACAUGAACUUUGGCUUUAUCCUUUAUGAUUCAGCUUCCUUGAAGAUAAUGAAAAUAUAUUAUAGAUUACUUUCAUAUCUAAUAAUUAUAACAGUAUUAUUAUUUUUGUUCUUUUUUUUAAAAAUAGCUCUAGUGUUAUACUUAGAUUACUAAUAGAGGACUCUCUGAACUUUCAUUAACCGUAUUUGCCUAUUUACUGUAUUGACGUGGGUAAGACCGUAAGUUCAUCUCUACUUUUUUGAAAGGUCACGUUCACCAGGAACUUUAUAUUGAGCAGUAUCUUUGCACUAUGGUAAAUUCACUUUUUAUUGCUAUAUUACUAAUUAAAAAUAAAACUCCUAAUCUUCCUUGAGAAUUCUAUAGGCAAAGAGUUGGGGAGAAGGAAAAUUAUAAUCAUCAUUCCUUUCCUUUAGAACUUCUGAACAAUUUUUGAACAAUCUAGACCGAUAUUUAAAACUCAGUUUUGCAAUUAACCUCUGGUACACUAACAAGUUACUCUUCCAUUGAAAUGGUGGUUUUCUGAAAAGCAGAAUUGUUUAGUAAUUUUAUUUUCUCCCAGAAACAAAAGAAUGAAAUAAUGUUCUGUUGAGUUCUCGCUACAUCUGUGACUCUUAGUAUGAUAACCCUUUUUCCAGUAAUCUGUGAAGUAUAAUUGAUCAUUUUAGGGCAAUUUAGAGCUUAUCUUAUUGGUCAGUAGUUUACUCAUUUUGCUGCUAAGUAUACUUUUUUGGUAGAUUUUAAUAUUACAGUGCUGGCCACAUGGCUCUAUGAUUAUUUAAAAACCUCACUUUCCCUCCUCUCUUUGUAUGUAUAUGUAUGUGUGUAUUUAUAUACAUAUACACACACACAUAUAUAACUGUGUAUAUAUAAUUUUGUGUGAUACCAUAGAGAAAAUUUCAUCAAAUCUUUAUUUCAGAUAAUAGUAAAAGAUUGUGGAUAAGAACUUACAUUUUGUGAAAGUGGCAUUCAUCCACUUUCAGUUUUUCCUUUGCAAAUAAAAUUAGAGGAAAGAUUUGCCCUACUCUCCCCACUUAACAAUUUCAUAUAUAUAUAUACACACACACACACACACACAAAGCAGUGGACUUAAGGCCUUGAAGGUUAUCCUGGCCUUGCGUAUUCAGGUUUCUAGUCUCUCAGUGCCCUUAAUGGAUGUUAUGAAUGCAUAAACGCAUUUUCUUUUAAAGAAGAAAGUUAGAUUUAUAGCGUUAUUUCUUACUUGUUAUAUUUCUUUGCACUAAAAAAGAGCUAUGUGUUUGUUUUAUAUGACACUUUAAAUACCAUAUUGCCUACAAUAGCUCAGUUUGCUCCUUAAUUUCUAGGAAGUUGAUAACUUCCAGGAUCAUUUAUAGAGAUUAUAUACACAUCCCCCCCCCCCCGAAAAAUCACAGAUCUCUGUGAUAAUGGGUUGUGUUUUGGGCUUGUUACCUUGCAAUAGUCUCCUGUGUUCCUUAAGUGAAACAAACGGUGACAGAGAUGUCAGAAAGGAAACGCCUAAAUAAAUCCAUCUCUGCAUGGUACAGUUUCUCAUACUCAUGCAUUCCUCAAAGACAGUGUUUUUCCCUGUCAAAGAAGGCUGUGGUUACUACUGCAGUCAGUGAUAUGUGAUCUCCAUUGAUUUCAUUUUGUGAAAUUGAGUCCUGUUCUGUAAUGUGCUUUAAAAUUUGCAGCCUGUGCUCCCCAGGAAUGAUACUAGUAUCUUUUUUAUGUUGUGUACAAGGAUGGACAAGAGGCCUAAUCAAUGGAAAACCUUUAGCCAAAUAAGUCAAAUAGAUUCCAGUACUCAUCUGCAAGAACGCAUAGCAUCAAAGUCUCUUUUCCCUGUGACUAUCUGUGUGUAAGUUGUCAUUUCAAAACUCAAUGUUAGAAGAUAACAAUUAGAAACUCUUCUAAGAUAUUGAGGGCAAGAAAUUGUAACGGAAAAAAUUCAGUGUUCCAAUUAAAAGAUUGGAUUGCUUAUGCCUUCAAAGUGUUUUUUUUUUUAAAGUUCAGCUGCACAACUGAGUGUGCCAUGUAAUCCUUUAGACUUUACGUUGAACAGAAAAUACUUUAUUGGUCUCAUCUUUGUAUAUCAUAUAUUACAACUUGUAAAUAUGUGCAUGUUGUUUAGGACAUUUGUCUGCUUGUCUCUUAUUGCACUGAAUUCUGCAAGGUGAAUAAUUGUUUUAUACCAUUCAUUUUGAAAAAGUUCCUCCUCCAACUCUUCCUCUCUAUUUCCCCGUUUCAUUAGUUGGUGAAUCUAGAAAACCGUUUAGAGUUUUUGAAACCCUGAGACUGGAUGAAGAAUCAUGGCAAUCUGAGACCAUCCUUAUGUCCCUCUGACUUAAACAGCUAAAAGGAAAGCAUGACAUUGUCCACCUUACUUUACAAAGCUCUUCUGCAAAACUGUGUGCUUGCUUAUGGCUACCUAUCUGUACUUUGAACAAAGAUAAAUGGAUAUGUGUGUCUAUACCUGAUUAAAUCUUCCUCCGCAGAUAGAUUCUAAGAAUUAGUGGUGGGAUUAAUGAUUGCUUCACUCCUGAAUUGGCUGGGACUGUGAGCAAUGACGGUUUGAGGACUGUCCAGUGACCCAUAUAAAAUGAGUCUCGCUUAUCCAGGGGAGACAUGUAACUGUUCUGCAUAGUAUCCUCUACACACAGGCUUAGGAGUGAUGGAUUUGGAACCUAAUGUGUUUAGUUUCCUCAGUGUCAGAACAUAGGCUGGAAGUACUUUAUAAAAAAUUUGGUGGCACAUAUACUAAACAGAGGUGUUUUAGAAAUAGAGAAAUGUUUUGUUAGUAUAGGUAAAAAUUUAGUGUGGGCCUCUGAAUAGUUAUUUUGAAAAUAUUCCACCCUACCAAAUUUUUUUUUUUUUUAACCAGCCAAGUCACCAUUCAGGAGUUUCAUACAUAGUAAAGAGUGCUUAAGAAUGCUUUGUUUUUGCUUUAGGGCUUUUUUUGGCAGUGAACUCCAUUGUGAGCUAUUACUAUCAAUCUAACUGAAUGGACAAAUAGCUGUAUAAAUAGCUUCUCAUACGACAUUUUUACUGAUAACUGAUUGUGUCUGCCCAUUAUGAAUGGGAGGAUCAUUUAUCAACUCCCUUUCUGGGUGGCUACCAAAAAAAACACUGGCUUAUGGUCCCAUGUGACCCUGUCUCCGUUAAGCCCAGAAUAUGAGUGCCUUUAGCAAGUUUUAGCAUUUCACAGAGAGAUGAUAGAGUUAUUGCCAUUAAUCACAAUUCAUAAAAUAGGAGCUUGGGAUAGCAAAGGUUUGUGUGAAUUCUAUGUUCUACAUCUUUUUUGUUUCUUCAUGCAAUCUCAAUUUGAUAUUGAGUAAAACUCUUAAUACUUAGUAACUGUGCUAGUUCAUCUCUAUAUUAAAAAAAGGCAUCUUCACAAAUCAGGUUCAAGAUAUUUUAAAGCAAAAUAGUCCCACUUAAAUUAAUUUAAAAUUCUAAAUUGCCUGAGUACUUUGAAUUUUUAAAACACACUGCUAAAUUAAUUUUAUUGUAGAAAUACUAACAUUUUCCUCAACAUUUUAUUAUGAAAAAUUUAAAACAUCCAUUAGAGUUGAAAAAUUUUACAGUAUACCCACCGCUAGAUUUUACCGUCAACAUUUUAUUGUACUUGCAUUCCUGCAUUUCUGUCUGAACCUAUAUUCACCCAUCAAACAAUGGAGUGUUUAAAAAUACACAUUUUAAUGUAAAUUUCAGAUGUUAUUUUUCCCUUAAACAGUUCAGCAUAGGUGUUAUUAACUAGAGUUUAACAUUUGUUUGAAUAUUAAAAUCUUUUAAAAAGCAGUGUGUGAAGUUGAUAACCUGAGCCAAUUAACAUAGGUCUUUGUCUCUUGGGGACUCUGGCCUUCCAGUUUCUGUUUUUGUAUGUGCUUCGAGUGAGGGGAGACUCCUUUUCAAACUGAAGUUUUCUAGUGUUGGUCAUUUUAAAUGCUUCAUUGUCAUACAUUUUAAAGCUUCACGAUAAGAAUUUUUUCUUAACCCCUCCUCUUAUGAUGUAUUUUUGCUGAACUAUGCAGCUUCUUUAAAAAAAAAAAACUGUAAAUGACCAGUUAGGGUUUAUUAAAUCAGCUUAUACCUCAUUUCAAUCUACGGCUGCUUUUUCCUUGGUGUCCUUUCUGCUUUUACUGCUUUCACCUGUUCUACCGGGAAGUAGAGAGGCGUGAAGAGUCAACCCCACAGAUGAUUAGCUGUAUUAAACAACUCUAGAACUGAUUAAGUAGUUGAGAAAGUUGAAACCAUUAAUUUAUCCAAAGCCUUUGAAUUCCCUCAGAAUUCUAACUGCCCAUGCCCUCUCUCCAGCCAUAAUUAGCAGGAUUAAAAAUGAUUGUACUGUACACUGAGUUGUUGAAAUUGUGAGCCUUAGUAACCAUCAUUAGCUUUACUCUAGUCCUGUUUAGGAAAAAAAAAUUGACAUAUACCUUUAUUUUUAUGCCUUUUUUUUGUGUAUGUGGACAAAAUGUGAAGAAUUUAAGUGACUUGUUGGGAAGAUUCAGUGGGUAAGUCAGAACUGAAACUUCAGUAUUCCUGAUUCAUAUUCUUGUGCUUGUUUAAUAAGAUUCAUGGCUUUCAAAAUAACUGAACACUUCCUUUGGGACCCUUAAAGUGACAAUGUGUAUUUUUACUAAUUAGACUUUUUUUUUCGACAUUUCACAAUUCUUUGAACUUUGAAAUUUUUGCAUGAAUUUUCCUCAUUGAAUCAAUGCAGCUGCUAAAAAUCUCACUUUGCUUUUGAAUCCUAACUAAUCAUACAGGUUUUAUCAGAUUUCCUUUUGCAUUUAAAUAACUCUCAUGAUUCACUCAUAAUUUUCUAUGUAAGUGCUUAAGUGACCCCCUCACUAGUGAAAAGAAAUGUUCUAUAUCACUGAUUAUACAUAUAUUCUCUACGUGAUAUAUUUUUUUAAGGAAAAGUAACCCCAUGUGUCCAGAUGAACGAUAUUACCUAGGGCAAAGCACACACGAAGUGGUUUAUUUCUACUCUGAAAAUCUGGCAUUUACGGGAACAAAACUCUUUUAGAGUGGCUGGUCAUUGUUCUGCCUUCUUUUGGUACUUGAGCACCUUUCUGUGGUUUUGUAAAUUAGUCUGUCAUUUUGUAAGAAUUUCAUGUUGAUUCUGUGUUCCUUGGUGUUCACCUUGUGGUAUCCUCAGCUGAUCAUCAUAAUUUCAUUUGGGUAUGGUUGUGUGUCUGCUUUGAAAUGCCUUACUAGAGCAUGUCAGACUCUGCUCUCAAGCAUUCCAUGUAUCUGCUAGGACAGCAAGUUGCCUCUCUUGGAUGUAUGCUCUAGAUCCAGAAGCAAAACUGAUUUUGCUUUCACUGUUAAGGUUGCAUUUUAGUGCAGAUACUGUUUUAAAUUAGAGAAUAAAAUCAUGGAAAAUCAAGGGGGGACUUUAGAACCCUUCAUCUAAUGGCAUGGCAAACUUUUAAAACUGCUUUUGCUAUUUCACUAGAACAAUGCCUCUGGUAGAGGGUAGAGCUAAAAAAUGCCAGCCCAAACUGUAUGAAAUUGGGACUGUUUCCCACAGUUUUCUCUAAAUGUCAUACAGGGGUUUAACAUCUGUGUGUAUGUUUCCCAGUGACUACUGGGGAAAUCUGUGCUCUGAGGCUUCAUAAAUGACAAAUGUGUCAUGAGAUUAAAACCAAUCAACUGUGAAUUGUGAAAUUGAAAUUGCUCUUUUGGUUUUAUUUUAUUCAGCAUAUUGAAUAGAGGAAUCUGAAAGUUUUUCAAAAUUUACACUGCUUAUGUUGAUGGCUCAUUUUGGCUGCGUAUCCUUACUUAUGUACUGAUUUCUGAUAAAGGCUUGACGUUAUUAUGACAGUCAUUUUGUGUUCAAUUUAAUAAAAAGUUUCUGAGUCUUGUCUGCAAA